This is a messenger RNA of Notolabrus celidotus (New Zealand spotty), 1686 nucleotides long. RefSeq names its product sphingosine-1-phosphate receptor 4 (gene s1pr4). Bases 155 to 1384 code for a protein of 409 amino acids. The record is from RefSeq and is a predicted model, not a curated record. Gene Ontology annotation, cellular component: membrane. The transcript has 2 exons. Gene Ontology annotation, molecular function: sphingosine-1-phosphate receptor activity. Gene Ontology annotation, biological process: G protein-coupled receptor signaling pathway. Lineage: Eukaryota; Metazoa; Chordata; Actinopteri; Labriformes; Labridae.
AUCACCUCCAGCAACCAGAGUGUGUGUUGAGCUCCAGAGGUUAGAGUGUGACAUUAGCCUGUUUGAUCGCAGGAGUUUCACACUAAUUCCCCUGCAGCUCGAGUUUAGCCUGUUCACACCUGUCAGCCUCGCCUCCAAAAGCCCAUCUACCACUAUGGAUGCCUUUUACUCCCCCGUUUCCCCCUCCUCUUGCCCCCACCUGUACCACCCAACCAGCGACCCCAGCAACUCCACCACCAUUGGUACUGGUAUCAACCCCGUGAUCCUAAGGCAUUACAACCACACUGGCCGCUUGCAGAACCGGACCAUCUCAGACCCGCAGAACCUUGUCAGUGUCACCACAGCCAUCUCCCUCUGUGUCAGUAUCUUCAUCAUCCUGGAGAACUUCUUGGUUCUGGUAGCUGUCAUGUCCCGUAUACGCCACAGCCGGCGUUGGGUUUACGUGUGCAUCGCCAACAUCACGCUCAGCGACCUCCUCACUGGUGCUGCUUAUGUGGUCAAUAUUUGUUUGUCCGGCAGCAAGACAUUUCGCCUCACCCCUGCUCUUUGGCUCUUCAGGGAGGGUGUGUUGUUUGUGGCCCUGGCAGCUUCCAUAUUCAGUUUGUUGCUGAUUGCUGUGGAGCGUUAUACUACCAUGAUGAGACCACUGCCUCAGAAGUCCACCAGGAGGACCUACUACAGGAUCUAUGGCUUGGUUGCGCUCUGCUGGGGUUUGGCUCUGGUGAUUGGUUUCCUUCCCUUGGUGGGCUGGAACUGUGUGUGCAGCCUUGGUGGAUGCUCCACUCUCCUCCCUCUCUACUCAAAGUCCUACAUCCUUUUCUCUCUCAUCAUCUUCUUCGUCAUCCUCCUGACUGUUGGUGCGCUCUAUGGUCUCAUCUACUGCCACGUACACAGAAGUGCACAGCAGGGCCCAUAUCGCAGCCGAAACCGCUCUUUGGCUCUGCUCAAAACUGUGAUCACCAUUGUGGGGGUUUUCAUAGUCUGCUGGGGGCCUUUGUUCUUGCUCUUACUGGUGGAUUUCUUCUGCGACUCUCGCCAGUGUGCACUGCUGUUCAGUGCAGACUAUUGCAUCUCCCUGGCUGUCCUGAACUCUGGCCUGAACCCCAUCAUCUACGCGCUGGGCAGCAGUGAGAUGAGGAAGGCCAUGGCAGAGCUGCUGUGCUGUUGCUGCGUGAGGUCAGGCCUCUGUCAUCCAGACCGCUUCACAUCCAAGGAGAGCAGCAGCACCUCAGAGAGCAGAAGGGACAGUCUGAGGAACAGUUUUAGCAAAGUCAGAAAUUUGAGCGUGGCCUCCCCGCCCUCAACCCCUAAAAAGCCGCGCAGAGCACCCAAAAAAUACAGGCUGAGCUCCACCACCAGCUGCCUGUCAGUUUCAAGUGGUUAAACCACAACAUGCUCCACUCCCAAGCAGCCAAGACUCGUGUGCAUUGAUACACAUCUAACCGUUUCCUCCCAGUUUUGAUUUGAGUGUCAGUGCGCUGCCUGCAGGGCCUUGCACUGAUGAGUACAAUCUGUGAAUUUAUCUUGAUUUUGCAAUAUCUUGACAUUUUUUUGUUACUCGACAUUCUUCUUUUAAUGGGCUUUUCAUGCCCACACUUUCUAUCAUUGCACUUUUUUGUUCCAAUUAGUGUGUAGAAAAAAUAUUGUAAAGACAAAAUGUUUGCAAGAGUUAGCUAUGACAUACAA